CCAACUGUCACUCUCUGAAGCUCCAACAAUGGCGGCGAAGAAGAAGAAGAAGAAGAAGAAGAAGGAACAGAGGUCGAUCUUUCUCCAAUGCCUUCUCAUUCUCCUCCUCCUCCUCCUACAUUGCUCUCAUUCCAAUGGCGCUCCCUCCCUCUCCUCCGACCUCGCCGCCCUCCUCACCUUCAAAUCCCUCUCCGAUUCCUCAAACCACCUCCUCACCUGGAACUCCUCCUCCCCCUUCCCCUGCUCCUCCUGGAUCGGCAUCUCAUGCUCCCAAUCCCGCAUCACUGGCCUCGUUCUCGAAUCCCUCGCCCUCUCCGGCGCCGCCAUUGCCCCUCUCUCCAACCUCACCGAGCUCCGCGUACUCAACCUCAAAUCCAACCAUCUCUCCGGCCCAAUCCCCGAUCUCUCCUCCCUCUCCGCCCUCAAACUCCUCUUCCUCUCCAACAACUCCCUCUCCGGCCUCAUCCCCUCCUCCCUCUCCUCCCUCUCCCGUCUCUACCGCCUCGAUCUCUCCUUCAACCUCCUCUCCGGCCAGAUCCCUCUCUCCUUGAACCAUUUACCCCAUCUCCUCACCCUCCAUCUCAACUCCAACAACCUCUCCGGCCCGAUCCCCGUCCUCUCCCUCCCCAAUCUACAAGACCUAAACCUCUCCUCAAAUUCCCUCACCGGCCCCAUCCCACCCUCACUCUCCUCCUUCCCACCGGCGUCAUUCGCCGGAAAUCCCACCGGAUCCCCCACCACCACCACCACCACCGUCUCCUCAUCCCCAGGAUCUAAACCAGAUCAGGGCAUCCACCACUCUGGAAUGAGCCACGCCGCCCUAAUCGCUAUCAUCGCCGGCGACCUCGCAGCUCUCCUCAUCGCCUUCACGAUCCUCUUCCUCUACUUCUGGCGCAAGAUCGGAUCCAAACCUCCAUCUCAUCACCUCCACGAAGGCGAGAAGAUCGUCUUCUCCUCCAGCCCUUACGCCGGCAUCGAGAGAGGCCACAUGGUGUUCUUCGAUGAAACCCCGGCGCGCUUCGAGCUCGAAGACCUCCUCCGAGCUUCCGCCGAGAUGCUCGGCAAGGGCGGUUACGGGACCGCUUAUAAAGCCGUGCUCCAAGAUAAGAACAUCGUUGCUGUGAAACGUCUUCGGGAAACGGGCUCAGGCUUAGGGAAACGCGAAUUCGAGCAACGAAUGGAGAUUCUCGGCCGGAUCCAGCACCCGAAUCUCGUUUCCCUCAAAGCUUAUUACUAUGCUCCUGAUGAGAAGCUUCUCGUGUACGAGUUCAUGCCUGGCGGUAGCGUUUUCGCUCUAAUCCACGGGAACAGGGGGCCGGGGAGGACACCGGUGGGGUGGGAGGUGAGGCUUCGGGUGGCGCUAGCGGCGGCGCGUGCGCUGGCGCACAUCCACACAGCGAGCCGCUCGCCGAGGCUAGCUCACGGCAACGUCAAGACCACCAACAUCCUCCUCGACAAGGCCGGCACGGCGCGCCUCUCCGACUUCGGUCUAUCUACGCUCGGCCCAUCGUCAACCGCGCGGUGCUGUGGCUACCGCGCGCCGGAGGCGCCAUCCGCCGAGCGGCCGUGGGCGUCACAGCGCGCAGACGUGUACGCGUUCGGCGUCGUGUUGCUGGAGUUGCUGACGGGGCGCGCGGCGUCGGAGAUGGUGGACUUGCCGCGGUGGGUUCAGUCGGUGGUGCGGGAGGAGUGGACGGCGGAGGUGUUUGAUCUGGAGCUCUUGCGGUGCAAGGGAAUAGAGGAGCAGAUGGUGGCGAUGCUCCAGCUGGCGCUUGGAUGCACGGCCAUUGUGCCAGAUCAACGGCCUAAGAUUAGACACGUAGUUAGAAUGAUUGAGGAUAUUAGUUCCGGCGGAAUAGGGGAUGCUUCUGUGUCGCCGUCUCUUGACUCGUUUGACUCGGUGUCUGACUCGCCGUCUGUUUCUGAAGAAAGUGGACGGGCUCGUGACGUAACUCUUUCUAGUUGUUGAU
This is a messenger RNA of Dioscorea cayenensis subsp. rotundata (Guinea yam), 1970 nucleotides long. Its product is annotated as probable leucine-rich repeat receptor-like protein kinase At1g68400. The record is from RefSeq and is a predicted model, not a curated record. Gene Ontology annotation, molecular function: protein binding; protein kinase activity; ATP binding. The transcript is spliced from 2 exons. Lineage: Eukaryota; Viridiplantae; Streptophyta; Magnoliopsida; Dioscoreales; Dioscoreaceae. The coding region runs from base 29 to 1969 and encodes 646 amino acids. Gene Ontology annotation, biological process: protein phosphorylation.